Messenger RNA from Girardinichthys multiradiatus, 5495 nucleotides. RefSeq names its product glutamate receptor, metabotropic 3 (gene grm3). The coding region runs from base 537 to 3188 and encodes 883 amino acids. NCBI's taxonomy places the organism in Eukaryota, Metazoa, Chordata, Actinopteri, Cyprinodontiformes, Goodeidae. Gene Ontology annotation, cellular component: membrane. Gene Ontology annotation, biological process: G protein-coupled glutamate receptor signaling pathway; regulation of synaptic transmission, glutamatergic. The record is from RefSeq and is a predicted model, not a curated record. The transcript has 13 exons. Gene Ontology annotation, molecular function: group II metabotropic glutamate receptor activity.
ACGUCUGUUGUUUCCCUCCAAUCUCUCUCUCUCUCGCCCUCUCACUCACUUUCUCUAUGUCCCUCGUGCACGCGCGCACGCGCACAUCCACGGAGCUGGCGCGCUGAGCAGUGGCGCCCAUCCUCUCCUUUAGUGCGACUCCUCCGAGGGAUCAGGAGUAGACUAAGUCAAACUUCCAGCGCCAUAAGGUUUGUGCGCAACCCAUAAAAAAAGAUUGAAGUCGCCAAGGGGUCUCAGGUGAUGCCAUGUACCAGCUGCAAUCUUCUUCUAAUCUUCUCAAAUCAGGAGAAUUGAUGCCCAGAUGGUUUGCCCCUCCAUGUGUGGUUCAGCUCAACAUUUCCUGACCAUUUCAUGGGCCACAAGCAGACUCCAACAUCCACGUCCGCAGCUUGACUCAGCCCCUCUGUGUUCUCUGCUCCUCAUUAUUUGCCCCUCACCCCUAACCUAACCCUCUGCCCCCAUUAUCUCCUCUUCCUCACCCACUGCUUCAGCUCUCACCUCACAUUUUGACAGUUCAAGCCCUCCCUGAGCCCAACAUGGUGUCCAGCCUUCCCUCUUUAGUUUUUGUCAUGAUGUGUCAAGGCGCCCUGCUGGCAGAUCCACCUCCAUCCCGUCGUGAGAUCCGCAUCGAGGGCGACCUGGUGCUCGGCGGCCUGUUUCCCGUGCACGAAAAAGGGGCUGGGAUGGAGGAGUGCGGACGUGUGAAUGAGGACAGAGGGAUCCAGAGGCUGGAGGCCAUGCUGUUUGCCAUUGACAGAAUCAACAUGGACAACACUGUGCUGCCGGGUGUCUCCCUCGGGGUGCACAUUCUUGACACCUGCUCAAAAGAUACUUAUGCGCUAGAGCAGGCUCUGGAGUUUGUGAGAGCCUCCCUUACCAAGGUGGAUGACACAGAAUUCAUCUGUCCUGAUGGAUCUUACGCUCUGCAGGAUGACAGCCCACUUGCCAUUGCAGGAGUCAUCGGAGGAUCCUAUAGCAGUGUCUCCAUACAGGUUGCCAAUCUUCUCAGGCUCUUUCAGAUCCCUCAGAUAAGCUAUGCUUCAACGAGUGCCAAGCUCAGCGAUAAGACCCGCUAUGAUUACUUUGCCCGCACUGUACCACCUGACUUCUACCAAGCCAAAGCCAUGGCAGAGAUUCUCCGGUUCUUUAACUGGACAUACGUGUCCACCGUGGCAUCAGAGGGCGAUUAUGGUGAAACCGGUAUAGAGGCAUUCGAACAAGAAGCACGAAUGAGGAACAUCUGUAUUGCUACUUCAGAGAAGGUGGGACGUUCAAAUGCUAAGAAAUCUUAUGAGGCUGUGAUCCGUCAGCUCCUCCAAAAGCCAAAUGCCCACGUGGCCGUCCUUUUCCUGCGCAGUGAUGAUGCCAGAGAGCUGAUUGCGGCUGCUGCCAGGCUUAACACCUCUUUCAUUUGGGUGGCUAGUGAUGGUUGGGGCGCACAGGAGAGCAUUGUCAAGGGAAAUGAGAUCACUGCCGAAGGAGCUAUUACACUUGAACUGGCGGCGAACCCCAUACCAGAAUUCAACCGCUACUUCCUGAGCCUGGACCCUGUCAAAAACCACCGGAAUCCCUGGUUCAGGGACUUCUGGGAGCAGCGGUUCCAGUGCUCUUUGGGAGUCGGAGGCCUAGGAUUCGGUGGAACGCCUCUCCCACCGUGUGACAGGAACUUGUCGAUGGACAAAAGGUAUUUCGAACCAGAGUCCAAGAUCAUGUUUGUGGUGAAUGCAGUGUAUGCCAUGGCCCGUGCCCUCCACAACAUGCAGCGGAGUCUGUGCCUCAACACCACCAAACUGUGUGACAGCAUGAAGGCCCUGGAUGGGCGCAGACUCUACAGGGAUUACAUUCUUAAUGUCAGCUUCACAGCGCCUUUUUCCCCUCCAGGCAGUGAGACGGUAGUGAAGUUCGAUUCCCAGGGGGACGGCAUGGGCAGAUACAAUAUCUUCAGCUACCAGCGUUCUGGCGAACGUAAUGGUUACGUGCCAGUAGGUGAAUGGACAGAGAGUCUGAGUCUGAACAGCGACCUGAUUCGCUGGCCCAAAGAGGUGGCGCCAACCUCACAGUGCAGCGACCCCUGUGAGCGCAAUGAGAUGAAGAAAAUGCAGGCAGGCGAGUACUGCUGCUGGAUCUGUACAGCAUGUGAGCCUCAUGAAUACCUGGCUGAUGAGUUUACCUGCUCACCCUGCACCGCUGGUCAGUGGCCCACUGAUGAUCUGACGUCCUGCUACGACCUUCCUGAGGACUACAUUAUGUGGGAAGAUGCUUGGGCAAUUGGUCCCAUUAGUAUUGCAUGUGUAGGCUUUGUGUGCACUGGUCUGGUGGUUUGGGUGUUCGUCAGACAUAACAACACACCACUGGUGAAAGCAUCGGGCAGAGAACUCUGCUAUAUUCUCCUAUCUGGGGUCUUUAUGUCCUAUACCAUGACUUUCCUCUUUUUGGCCAAACCCUCUCCUGCCAUAUGUGCCCUCCGGCGCCUCGGCUUGGGCACGUCAUUUGCUGUGUGCUAUUCUGCCCUGCUAACCAAAACCAACAGAAUCGCCAGAAUUUUCAACGGUGUGAAAGAUGGAGCAGGAGCAGUGAGGCCGCGCUUCAUUAGCCCAUCCUCUCAAGUGUUUAUCUGUCUGAGUCUGAUCUCAGUCCAGCUAGUGAUGGUCUCAGUGUGGCUGUUACUGGAGGUUCCUGGGACACGGCGCUUUACGUUACCAGAACGACGACAGACUGUCAUCCUUAAGUGUAAUGUGCGAGACUCCAGCAUGCUGUUAUCACUGGGAUACGAUGUUCUCCUGGUCAUCUUGUGUACUGUGUAUGCCUUCAAGACCAGGAAGUGCCCUGAGAACUUCAAUGAGGCCAAGUUUAUUGGAUUCACCAUGUAUACCACUUGUAUAAUUUGGCUGGCUUUUCUACCCAUCUUCUAUGUUACAUCCACUGACUACAGGGUUCAGACUACUACCAUGUGUAUCUCUGUCAGUCUAAGUGGCUUUGUAGUCCUUGGCUGUAUGUUUGCUCCCAAAGUCCAUAUCAUCAUGUUUCAGCCCCAGAAGAAUGUGACCAGUCACCGGCUUAACCUCAACCGCUUCAGUGUCAGCGGGGCUGCCACUACAUACGCAUCCCAUGCUUCCGUCAGUGCCCACUUCGUCCCAACAGUGUGCAAUGGGAGAGAAAUAGUUGACUCCACCACUUCCUCUCUGUGACAACAUCCAAUCCCCUCUCUAAACCCUUCCCUGCGACUGUUAGCCAAAUGACGAACAUUUUUCCAUUACAGCUGUUUCAUCCCCCCUUUUACACACAAACACUCUUUUACAUACACACACAUGCAAACACAUGCACAUACUGAACACAAGCAACGCCACCCUUGUGGACUAGAACUGUAUUGUUUUACAAAUGUAGAAAGUGUGUAACUAUAAUUAAAUUAUUUUCUAGGGAUGUAUAUACACGGAAUCAACAUUGUUGUACGUAGAGAAACAAAAGAACAAAAAAAAACUGUUUUUAGGAGGAAAUUUUUGGAGCCUUUGUUUUUGAUAGCUUUGUUUCAAUGUAAAUAGACAUGAGCUUAAACGUGGUAGGGGGACUGAGUCCUUCCAUCUGGAUGCACAUUUGUGGCUCUGCUUGCCUCACUGCAAUACCCACAGACUUUUGAUUAUCAUGCUUUUUUGUAGUAAUUCAUUGUAAUAACUAACUGUGUAAGCAUUUCUAAUGUGGAUCUGUACAUUUGUAUAUGAUACUACUGAUGGUUCAAACAGCACAAUGUUAAAGGUCUGACACUAGAAUGAAUGUGGCAAAAAGCUAAAACUGGACAAACUGGAACAGCCAGACAAGAAAUUGAAAAUGGAAGGAAGGAAGGAAGGAAGGAAGGACUAUCAAAUUUAGUGAUAUAUUUCAGUUUUAGAAUACAUUAUAAUACAUCUUAAUAGAGGUUUGUUAUGUUCUGGGUCUUUGUAAAAACCUGUGGCUGUUUUGGCGGUAAAAAGAUGUUUUGCUUUUGAUACAAUUGUUUUUAUUUUCUAAUUAUAGAAUCCCUUUAUCUGAAUGGCCAUAAUUCCAGACGUGUGUUCAGCAAAGCAAAGCUUUUUUACUCCCACUCUUAAGCUGCUCUGUCUUUUAAAGACUGCUGUGAUGUAUUACUAACAAUAACGAAUAGCUGCACUGAAAAGACAGUACAGCUAACUCUUUGUGAAAGCCCCAAAAAACAAAAAUGAAUCAGCGCUUUAGCCAGUAAUUAAAGUGCCUUGCAAAAGAAUUCAGACCCCUUGAACUUUUUCACAAUUUGUCAUGUUACAACCAUAGAUUUCAAUGUAUUUUAGUAGGAUUUAAUGGGAUAGAACAACAAAAAGCUGUAUAAUUGUGAAGUGAAAAAAUUAUACAAGCAAAAAUCUUUUAAGAAUUUUGUCAUUUCUAUUUAGCCCUGCAGAGUCAGUACUUUGUAAAAACAUGUUUAGAUGUAAUUAUAGCUGCAAGAUGUUUAGGGUAUGUAUUUCCCAAUUUUGUUCAUCAGAAAACUGAAAUUAUUGCCCAUUAUUCUUUGCAAUGUUGCUCAAGUUUAGUCAGAUUGAAUGGGUUACUAAUAGUUUUUUCUUUAAGAUUGCCCUGGAAAUACCCCUAUUGAUCUUACCAUUAACUUGACUGGCUUCUUUUUUCCUGCAGAAGGAAGCUUUCCCACAUCAUAAUGCAGCCACCACCUUUUUCACGGUGGGGAUGGCGUGUUCCGUGUGAUGUGCAAUGUUAGUUUUCCACCACAAAAUGAGUGUCGCUUGUAGGCCAGAAAUUCGAUGUUAGUCUGAUUUGACCAACGCACCUUGUUGCACAUAUUUACUGUUUCACAUUUAUGUCUGGUGUUAAAUGGGACUUUUUCUGGCUUUCUUUCCACAAUGACUUUCUUCUGGCCAUUCUUCCAUAAGGGCUGGAUUAGAGAUGUGCACGAGUUACAGUUAUCUCUUGAAUAGAUUCUCGGUUCCUGAGUUGCAAAUAUCUGCAGCUCUUCCAGAGUUAGUAAUAGUCUCUUGACUGCUUCUAUAAUUAAUGGUCUCCUGUUCCCUUCAUGUCUGUUCAGGUGGAAGGACAAGUCUUUGUAGGUUUACUGUUGUGCCAUACUUGGUAUGAUGGAUUACACAGUGCUGUAUAUGAUGUCCACAUUUUGGGAUAUUGUUUCAUAAGUUCAUCCCUAAACUGGUGUGUUCCUUGGUCUUCUGUUUGUUCACUAAUGUUGUGUAACAAACCUCUAAAGCUUUCAAGGAACACCUGUAUUUAUACUGAGACUUAAGUACACACGAGUAGUCUCCAUUUACUAAUUAAUUGCACAGGAUUUUGAUUGGUAGCAUUUUAAGAGGACUGAAAGUAUAUGCAUGCCACAUUUUUCAGAUUUUAUUUUUAAAACAUUUUUAAAACCACACAUAUUUUUCCUUCCAUCUCCCAGUAAAGUACUUCUUCGUGUUGCUCUAUUACAUAAAAUCCCAAUAAAUAAAUUGAGUUUGUAACUUUAAAAGAAUACAUUUGCAAACCAC